AUGGAACAAGCUCGCCGCAAGCGACAGGCACUCGAUGCCCUCGAUGAGGUUGCAGGAGUCGACUCGCCAAGGUCGAAGAGGUCGAGGACUGGCGACGCGACCAUGUCGGAGGGGUCACCACCACCACACGGAUUGAACGGCGAUGCAACCGACAAGGCUGAGGCAAACGGCGGGGAAAGCGUGGAAGAAGAGGACGAGGACGACGACUUUGAGGAACACACACCUGCGGCCCCGAUCCGACAAUCCGCGCCGACGAGCGGCUACGAUGACCUCUACCUCGACACAAUAGAUCGCAACGUGCUGGACUUUGACUUUGAAAAGUUAUGCUCAAUCAGCUUAUCCAACAUCAACGUCUACGCCUGUCUCGUGUGUGGUCGAUAUUUCCAGGGUCGUGGUCCCAAAUCCCACGCUUACUUCCACGCCCUAGACGAAGAUCACCACGUCUACAUCAACAUGCAGACGCAAAAUGUCUACGUCCUGCCUGAGGGCUACGAAGUCAAGAGCAAGUCUCUCGACGACAUCAAGUAUGUCUCGGAUCCGCGAUAUACGAAGCAGGAGGUCAUGGAACUCGAUCGUAGAGCCCAGCCGGCGUGGACGCUGGCGGGCAAGGAGUACGCCCCGGGCUUUGUGGGUAUGAACAACCUCAAGGAAAACGACUACCUCAACGUCAUCCUGCAGGCGCUGUCGCACGUCGUACCAUUACGCAACUACUUUCUCCUCGAGGACUUCAGCUCGCGCUCCGAGCUCGCCAAGCGUACGAGUAUUCUCGUGCGCAAGAUCUGGAACCCGCGCGCCUUCAAAGCGCACGUAUCCCCGCACGAGCUCCUUCAACAGAUCGCCCUCGACUCCAACAAACGCUUCACGCUGACCAACCAGUCUGACCCCAUCGAGUUCCUCUCGUGGUUCCUCAACAACCUUCACCUCGGCCUCGGUGGCUCCAAGACGAAGCCCGGCUCGUCCAUGAUCCACCGCAUCUUCCAGGGCAAGCUCAAGGUCGAGUCACAAGCCAUCACGGCGCGCGCCGACGCCGGCGACCGGCUCCGCUUCGAGGACGCCGCCGACGUUCACGUUGCCGUCUCCCGCUUCCUCCUCCUCACCCUCGACCUCCCCGCGGCGCCGCUCUUCCAGGACGAGAACAACCGCAACAUCAUCCCGCAGGUGCCCCUGACGACGAUCCUCGCCAAGUACGACGGCCGCCACGCCCAGGAGCACCUCGCCCAGCGCAAGCGCUACCGCCUCCUCCACCCGCUGCCCCCCUAUCUCGUCAUGCACGUCAAGCGCUUCAGCCAGAACAAGUUUGUCUCGGAGCGCAACCCCACCAUUGUCACCUUUGACGCGCGCAACCUCGACAUGGCGCCGUACGUCGAGCCCAACCCGGCCGAGCACCCGCCCGGCGAGCCCAUUUGGUACGACCUCGUCGCCAACGUCGUCCACGAGGCCGUGCGCGCGCGGCGGGAGGACGUCGCCGACGCCGUCGGCGAGGAGCGCAAGACGUGGAAGGUCCAGCUCAAGGACAAGGGCCGCGACGAGUGGGUCGUAUGCCAGGACCUGUUUGUCGACAAGGUGCAGAGCGAGCUGCUCUACCUUGGUGAGACGUACCUCCAGGUUUGGGAGCGGAGGAGGACGCCAAAGGGCAAGGGCAGGGCCUAA
Messenger RNA from Verticillium alfalfae VaMs.102, 1650 nucleotides. RefSeq names its product U4/U6.U5 tri-snRNP-associated protein. NCBI's taxonomy places the organism in Eukaryota, Fungi, Ascomycota, Sordariomycetes, Glomerellales, Plectosphaerellaceae. The record is from RefSeq and is a predicted model, not a curated record. The transcript has a single exon. Gene Ontology annotation, molecular function: zinc ion binding; cysteine-type deubiquitinase activity. Gene Ontology annotation, biological process: spliceosomal complex assembly; protein deubiquitination; mRNA processing. Bases 1 to 1650 code for a protein of 549 amino acids.